AUGUGCCAAUAUAUCGGGAACACAUUAACUAUACGUCGAUUUCAAAUGUCCCUCAUAAACUGUGGAACGAGAACGAUCUCUAACGGACAGUUUAAUGCUUCAUCUGGGACAACACUUGGAGAAACUGCAACACAAUCUUGCAAUGAUGGUUAUAUACUCGCAGGAGACGAGACUGUUACAUGCACCGCUUCAGGCUGGAAUGGAUCAGUCGCAGCUUGCACAAUCAAAAAUUGCUCGGUUCCUGAAAUAACAAAUGGAGAAACCGCAGAAACCCCAAAAGGCACAACAUACAACGAGAUAGCAAUAAUGUCAUGUGCAGACGGAUAUACGUUAAAUGGAAAUACCUUUGUUACAUGUCAGGCCGACGGUAACUGGAGCACACUUCCUACAUGUGUCAUUAAAAAUUGUGGUGAUCCUACUCCAUCGUUUGGCUCUUCAAAUGGCUCGACAUAUGAUUACGGUGAAACGAUAGAAAUAACAUGUCAAAGUGGCUAUAACAUUCGAGGAAGUGCAGUGAUAUCUUGUCAAGCUGAUGGUACUUGGAGCGGAACACCAACAUGCGAUCCACAGGCUUGA
Molecule: messenger RNA, 576 nt
Organism: Ruditapes philippinarum (Manila clam)
Lineage: Eukaryota; Metazoa; Mollusca; Bivalvia; Venerida; Veneridae
Product: sushi, von Willebrand factor type A, EGF and pentraxin domain-containing protein 1-like
Exons: 5
Coding region: 1-576 (191 amino acids)
Source: RefSeq, a predicted model, not a curated record